CUUUUUUUUUUUUGGUCCCGAAAUGCUACCAUUUUUUAUGAUUUUAUAACUUGUGUUUGAUUACAGUAAAGUUUCAGUGGAUGCAACUAUUUUACAUAUUGGUGAACUUGUAUAAUUGCCCUCCAAUUACGGUAACUUAAUUAAUAAUUACAGUAAUGGAUCAAAUACGACUGAAUCAAUAUAAAUACUUACAGAUAUUUAAACUGUAUUGUUCUUGGGCUCAGGUCAGGUACUUCAUUCUUUGUACUUUGAACUCUAGCUUACCUUAAGAUUGUUGCUGACCUUUGCAGUGAACACCAGGUUCUGCUUUCACCCUUUAUUUUCAGAAUAAAUGUGAAAUUUUGUCUGAAAUAAAGGCACUUUUGUGCAAAAUAAGCUUUUUUUUGUGCAGCUUCAGGAUCUUCUUUAAGAGCCAUGCACAUAGCACUAAGAGGUUGCUUUAUAUGCAGCAGUUCAUUUUCUGAACACAGGUAGGGGAUAUUGGAUGAAGUAUUUUCCUUUGCACAUUUUAUCAGCAUGGAAGUCUUAAUAAUGUUAUGACGUCUGUGUUAUGUAUGGUUGCCUUGCUCGUUCACGUGCACUUCAGCUGUUGAAGGGAACAAACAAGCGGACACAGGCAGCAGAUUGUGGCCCAUGGAGUUCUCCUUGCGUCUCCUUAGAGAGCCAGCUCAGAGCCUCAGACAGCUCAAAAUACUGCCUCUCAGAGAAGAAGGAAGAAAAGAAUGCGGAGUUCACAGUUGUUGAUUGUUUCCAGCAGAAAUUUGGCCCUGCAGUGCUGCCCCUAAAACAGCAAUGUGUUGUCAGAAUAGCAGAAGAAGGUGUUAAUUUGUGUCAUCAUGGAAAACUCUCAUGGCCUGAAACAGUAACAAAGAGACAUGUUUUUCUAUUUGAUAUCUUUCUUCUGGGACCCCAGGCUUUUGAAAAUGGAUUAAAAAUGGUGCUUGAAGAUAAAAACAUCUUGAAGAUCAUAUUUGACUGCUGGUGUGUCUCAGACUGUCUCUUUCACCAGUACAGUAUCCUCAGUGUCUUGGAUACACAAGCUGCUGAUGCUCUGCAGUUUUCAAUGACUACAGGUGCUUUUCUCCCACAUUGUGUCUGCACAUUACAGGAGUGUUUGAUGCAGCCCUUGAAGAUACCUUCCAAAUGGAAUGCCAUCCUGAAGUGCAGGCAGCAGUUGACUUCAAUGAAAUCCUGACAUAUAUGGUUCUUGAGACUCUUCCCAGCUUCUCUGCUUAAUGCACUUGUUCUGAAUGCUAUGUACCUCCUGCUGGUCCACUCAUCUCUAAUGGAUAACUUGAUGUCUGACCUAUCAGCUGUAGCACAUGGUUAUUUUAAUGCUUAUUGGACUGUCCUGGAGAUCACCUUGUGAGCACAAAUGUAGGUAUGUCUCUGCUUGUUUCUCUGGUAGUGAUUUGAUCUAAGGCUCUAAUGGAUAAAUGCUGGAGGACCGAGCUACAGCAGCUUCCUUUUCACAGUGGUACACCCUCCUGUGUGCUACAUACUUGUUUCCUGUGUGCAGCAGCA
Lepidothrix coronata (blue-crowned manakin) is the source of this 1524-nucleotide messenger RNA. RefSeq names its product exonuclease 3'-5' domain containing 1 (gene EXD1). The record is from RefSeq and is a predicted model, not a curated record. Gene Ontology annotation, molecular function: nucleic acid binding. NCBI's taxonomy places the organism in Eukaryota, Metazoa, Chordata, Aves, Passeriformes, Pipridae.